This is a messenger RNA of Lytechinus variegatus (green sea urchin), 1064 nucleotides long. It is a transcript of the gene pdf, whose product is annotated as peptide deformylase, mitochondrial-like. Gene Ontology annotation, molecular function: peptide deformylase activity. The coding region runs from base 255 to 986 and encodes 243 amino acids. Gene Ontology annotation, cellular component: mitochondrion. The record is from RefSeq and is a predicted model, not a curated record. The transcript is spliced from 3 exons. Lineage: Eukaryota; Metazoa; Echinodermata; Echinoidea; Temnopleuroida; Toxopneustidae. Gene Ontology annotation, biological process: N-terminal protein amino acid modification; peptidyl-methionine modification.
GCACAGCUAGCUAGCCGCAUAUGCAGAUAUAGACCACCCACUACCCUUUCUUGAGCUGGCCUGGCUGAGGCUGAACCGGGAGGCUGAAUCUUGAUCUUGGUGUUUAAACUUUAAUGGUGGAUCUGGUUUUGUUACUCUUGAUGCAAGCCUGAAGGAAAAGACAGCUCAAUCGUGACUACUGGAAUCAGAUUAGUGAUAUACAGGAGAACAUUUGUCUGGCAGAGACGUAAACCAGCAUCAAAUUCGGCCCUCAGAUGUUGCGUCAAUGUUGUGUUCGUGCUGUUGGGGUAGCGGUGCUGAGGACCCCAGCAAGUCGGUUUGUUCACAUCACAUCCACCCAGCAAAAUCUGACCAGGGUCAUCGUCAAACAGCCCUUCUAUUUAUCAGUCGCCUUUCUCCUGAAAAAGGCCCUCUCCAGAGUCAAGAUGGCAACACCUCCAUACAACCACGUAACGCAGGUUGGUGACCCUGUUCUCCGUGGGAAAAGUGCUCCUGUAGACCCUAAUGACAUCAGGACUAAAGAGUUCCAAGCUCUCAUUCAGAAGAUGGUGGAAGUGAUGAGGAAGACGGGUGGGGUAGGAUUAGCUGCUCCUCAGAUUGGCUUGGCCCAGCAGGUGUUCGUCAUGGAGUUCACUGAGAAACAUUUCAAGGGAUUUCCUUUAGAGGUCCAGAAAGCCAGAGAGAUGGAAGUUGUUCCCCUCAGGGUGUUUGUGAACCCGUCCUUAAAGAUUUUAUCAGAUCAACAGAUCAUUCUGCCAGAAGGAUGCCUCAGUCUUACAGGAUUCACUGCUGCCACACCAAGGGCACGUGAAGUUGAAAUUGAAGGUCUAAAUGAGAAAGCAGAGCCAGUGACUUGGCGUGUCCGUGGGUACCCAGCAAGGAUCAUACAGCAUGAAUAUGAUCAUCUCCAGGGAACUUUAUACAUUGAUCGCAUGGACACCCGGACAUUUGCUGAUCUACAAUGGCCUAAAUGGAAUGAGAAGUGAAUUCAGGGCCCUGUUGUACAAAGAGUUAUGGUUGAUCCGAUCAAUCGUAACUCAAUGGAAAUCCAUUAGUGUCAUAAU